CGACUUUGCCCGAUAUGAAAGAUUGAAAGUGGAAACCAUGUCAUUAUUGUUCUCUUUGGUUUAUGUUCUUUCACUGCACGAUUUUGUGGUAUUUUUAGCGGCUUUCCCGUGUAUCUAGAAGAGCAUUAAUGGAAAAUACCCCUGACAAGUUGAGCCAGGAAAUUCGGCGAAAUCAUGCCGUAAACACAGCGAAAAACGCUAUACAAUCGCAGCAAGACUAUCUCCCAUGGCAACGGACAAGAAGACCAGCAGGUAGUGGGCAAUCAAGAGCCUCCAGCAGUUCACCAUCUUGUAAAUCUGGGCUUGAAAGUAGGCCUCUAAGUGUUGGGACCAUUCGAACAGCUUGUAGUUCAAAAUGUCAACAUAGUUGGAAUAAAAAAUGCAGCGCUGUGCCACCAAUCAAUGUGGAGGAAGAAAGAAGGAAACACAAACUUUUGAGUGCUUUGAAGAUGCAGAUAAAAAUGAAAGAAUUGUCGCUGUGUGAAUAUAGGAAGAUUUUCCAAAAGCUUCUGGCUGAAAACAGUAAAAUCAAAGAUGAAAUUGCAGAGUCAGAAGAAAAAAAUCAUUCAGAAGCAAAGUCACUGUUGCAACAAUAUGAAAGGUUUCGGGGUGCUAUUGGUAGUUUACAAAAACAAUAUAAAUACCAGCAUAAUGUUUAUACUGAGGAGUAUGGAAAAAAUGAGGAACAAAUUCUCGAGGAAGUUCAAGAACUCCAACAACAAACAGAACGUUUGGAUGUGGCUGUGUCAACGAAAAAUAACGAAGUUAAAACGUUACUGAACUAUAAGGAGAAAGAAUAUCCUGGAAAGAUACAGGCAAUAGCAAAGUUAAGACGACAGCGAGAAAGACUUCGUGUAUUGCAUCAGAACGAACUAGAGGAGUUGUUAAUUGCAAUCAACGAGGAUCGGGCCACAAGCCUUGCAAAGGAGGAACUUCUUAACAACAACGUUCGAGAUUCAUUCACCGAUGAAGCCAUUCUUUCGAUGAAUGAUGAUAUCAAAGAAGUUGCUCUACAAAAUAUGAUAAUGAAGAAGGAAAUUGAGAUUCACAAAAAGGAAGUGAAACUGUUAAAAAGUGAUAUUUCGCAUCUUCAGUUCAACAUCAGUGCUAUCUUAAAAGAAAAACAAGACAGUAAUCAACUGUUACCAACUAUUUCCUGCAGCAUGACAACAAAAUGUUUACCAGGAGAUGAUAUUCAAUUAGAUAUUCCUGUUAAGACAUGGCUUCCAAUAUGACAAUAAGUAACCAAUUGAAUCAUAUAAAUAUAUAAUGAUAAUGAUUACAUACAGGAAAUGGAUUAAGUCCCAAUAAUUACAGAUUAAUAACUUUAUUUCUAACUAUAAAUAAACUGUAAUAUGUACUGUAAAAUAAUAAGAAUAAAUUAUUAUUAAACUGCCACAUAUAUGGCACAAUCAUUGUUCAUGAAAUAAUCAACAAGGAAUUGUUGGUUUCCAAGAGAGAUCUUCAUCAUAUAGUUAUAUAUAUGUAUU
Messenger RNA from Dendronephthya gigantea, 1490 nucleotides. RefSeq lists its product as uncharacterized. The coding region runs from base 129 to 1235 and encodes 368 amino acids. The transcript is spliced from 12 exons. Lineage: Eukaryota; Metazoa; Cnidaria; Anthozoa; Malacalcyonacea; Nephtheidae. The record is from RefSeq and is a predicted model, not a curated record.